Molecule: messenger RNA, 1518 nt
Organism: Nestor notabilis (Kea)
Lineage: Eukaryota; Metazoa; Chordata; Aves; Psittaciformes; Psittacidae
Gene: GPR107
Product: G protein-coupled receptor 107
Exons: 17
Biological process (GO): clathrin-dependent endocytosis
Cellular component (GO): clathrin-coated vesicle; Golgi apparatus; membrane
Molecular function (GO): clathrin heavy chain binding
Source: RefSeq, a predicted model, not a curated record
GAUGAUGUGAGGCAGAAAGUGCACCUGAAUACCUUUGGUUUCUUCAAGAAUGGUUUCAUGAAAGUCAAUGUCAGCAACCUCUCAUUGAAGCCACCUGUGAGCUCUGAUGACAAAGACAGCUUAUCAGUGGGGUUCAGUUUGGAUCGAACCAGGAAUGAUGGGUUCUCCACUUAUCUGGAUGAAGAAGUUGAUUACUGUAUCUUGAAAAAGAAACCAGAUCAAGACGUUUCUGUUAUACUCUUACUUCUGGACUUCAAAACUGAAGUUGUGAAGGUACAGUUCUCUGCAGAAGCUGCUGCUUUGUUACCUAAAAUUUCAUUCAUGUCUGAGGAGAAUGCUACUGCAUUAAGUACCAAGCUGCUAAAAACUUCUGAACAGAGCAGUGAUUCUGGUAAAAAUCCUAUAAAGACCAACCCAAAUACAGACAGCAAAGAUAACAAGUCCAAACAAAGUACAUCAUCCUCCCAGAGCAUAAUAGAACAAGAACAUCCUGUUCACAAUGACAGAGGAACUUUUUCAUUUCAGUUCUUUUUUAACAUCAGCUCUGAUAACCAAGAAGGUCUCUACAGCCUGUAUUUCCAUAAGUGUGUUGGCAAGGAUGGGCCAGCAAAUGAUCAGCAGCUAUUUAGUCUUGAUAUAGAAAUUACGGAAAAGAAUCCUGAAAGCUACCUCUCAGCGGGUGAGAUCCCACUGCCAAAGCUUUACAUUUCCAUGGCUAUCUUCUUUUUCCUGUCUGGGACUGUAUGGAUCCACAUACUUCGUAAACGCAGAAAUGAUGUCUUUAAGAUUCACUGGCUAAUGGCAGCCCUCCCUUUCACAAAAUCUCUGUCCUUAGUCUUCCACGCAAUCGACUAUCACUACAUUUCUUCUCAGGGAUUCCCUAUUGAAGGCUGGGCUGUUGUUUAUUACAUCACUCACCUACUGAAGGGUGCUCUUCUGUUCAUCACUAUUGCCCUGAUUGGCACAGGCUGGGCUUUCAUUAAACACAUCCUGUCAGAUAAAGACAAAAAAAUCUUCAUGAUUGUCAUCCCACUUCAGGUACUGGCAAAUGUGGCAUACAUUAUCAUAGAGUCAACGGAAGAGGGGACAACUGAAUAUGGGCUGUGGAAAGAAAUCCUUUUCCUGGUAGACUUGCUAUGUUGUGGAGCAAUCCUGUUUCCAGUGGUAUGGUCAAUAAGACAUUUACAGGAGGCUUCAGCAACAGAUGGAAAAGCUGCCAUUAACCUAGCAAAGCUGAAGCUUUUCCGACAUUACUAUGUGAUGAUUGUGUGUUACAUUUACUUCACACGGAUCAUUGCAAUUCUCAUAAAGAUUGCUGUUCCAUUCCAGUGGAAAUGGCUGUACCAGCUGCUGGAUGAAAUGGCCACCCUUGUGUUCUUUGUCCUCACCGGGUACAAGUUCCGUCCAGCAUCAGACAACCCUUAUCUACAGCUCUCUCAAGAUGAUGAGGAUGACUUGGAGAUGGAAGCUGUAGUGACGACUUCUGGAGUAAUGGAGGGCAUGAAGAAGGUCAAGAAA